This is a messenger RNA of Pongo pygmaeus (Bornean orangutan), 1140 nucleotides long. It is a transcript of the gene GAPT, whose product is annotated as GRB2 binding adaptor protein, transmembrane. Bases 168 to 641 code for a protein of 157 amino acids. Gene Ontology annotation, biological process: immunoglobulin production involved in immunoglobulin-mediated immune response; B cell homeostasis; B cell proliferation involved in immune response. The record is from RefSeq and is a predicted model, not a curated record. The transcript has a single exon. NCBI's taxonomy places the organism in Eukaryota, Metazoa, Chordata, Mammalia, Primates, Hominidae. Gene Ontology annotation, cellular component: membrane.
UCUAAUUGCAUCAGGACUUUACCAGAUAAUGUUCUUCCAGAUCUGAAAAGGAAAAUGCCUAAAAGAGCUUCCAAACUCAUUUUUGAAUAACACUAGGCUACAAAGAAUUACAUUGUGAAUUCAUUAAGGGUAACACCAAACCACUAAACAGCACUGCUUGUAUAGAAAUGUUGAAAAGCUGUGGAAAUAAUUUAGCGGCCAUUUCUGUAGGAAUUUCGCUUCUUUUACUCUUAGUGGUUUGUGGAAUUGGGUGUGUUUGGCACUGGAAACACCAUGUUGCCACACGAUUUACCUUACCGAGGUUUUUGCAAAGGAGAAGCCGUAGGAGAAAAGUCUGUACUAAAACAUUCUCGAGCCCCCGCAUCAUUGGCUUAAGGCAUAAAAUCUCAGCUGAAACCCAAGACCACAAAUCUGCUGUCAGGGGAAAUAACAUACACGACAACUAUGAAAAUGUGGAAGCAGGUCCUCCCAAAGCUAAAGGAAAAACCGAUAAGGAACUAUAUGAAAACACAGGGCAGUCUAAUUUCGAGGAGCAUAUCUAUGGAAAUGAGACAUCUUCUGACUAUUAUAACUUCCAGAAGCCUCGUCCUUCUGAAGUUCCUCAAGAUGAAGAUAUAUACAUUCUUCCAGAUUCAUAUUAACUUUUCAAAAUAUUGACUUUUGUUAUUGGAUGAUAAAUAUUCACUGUAAUUUUUCAACAGCAAAGACAUGGAAUCAAACUAAAUGUUCAUCAACAGUAGACUGGAUAAAGAAAAUGUGGUAUGCAUACACUAUAGAAUAUUAUGUGGCCAUAAAAAAAGAACAAAACUAACAUGGGAACAGAAAAUCAAAUACCACAUAUUCUCACUUAGAAGUGAGAGCUAAAUAAUAAUAAUAAAAAAAAAUCGUCCAAAAAAAAAACAAAAAAAAAAAAUAAAUAAAAUAAAUAAAAUAAUGCUAAAAUAAAAAAAAAAAAGAACACAUGGACAGAAAGAGAGGAACAACAGACACUGGGGCCUACUUGAGGGAGGACAGUGGAAGGAGGGAGAGGUUCAGGAAAAAAAAAACUAUCAGGUACUAUGCUUGGUACACACAUGAUGAAAUAAUCUGUACACCAAACCCCCAAGUCACAAGUGUUCCUACAUAACAAACCUGCACAUG